CCGGUCGGCGGGUUCGGGGAGGCGCAAACCUGGUGAUUUCUUGCGAGACGGUUACUCGUCGAGUUCAUUUUCAUUCAAUCUCCCGUUGGUGUUGGAGAGUUCGAGACCGGCGUGUGCGCGUUCGAUUAACCGGAAACCCCGACCAGACGACUACAAUAUAAAAUAUACAAUACUAAGCGAUAGAAUCGCCAUCAUACGAAGAGCCGGCCGUGCGAAUUUCUAGUGAGGAGAGAAGGAGAGUUGCGGGGUCGACGUGUCGAAGAAGAACAUCACGAUGAACGGCGUGGAGCACCACACCAACGGCGAUUCGAACGGUUGCGGCGACAUCAUCACCCAGAACCAGCAGAAGGGCUGCUGGACGAUCGGCCUGAUCAACUCCAAAUUCCGCUAUCUGACCGCCGAAUCGUUCGGUUUCAAGAUCAACGCCAACGGCACGUCGCUGAAGAAGAAGCAAAUCUGGACGUUGGAACCCGACCAAACAGGCGCCGGAGAUAGUUUGAUCUAUCUGAGGUCGCAUUUGGAUAAAUAUUUAGCAGUGGAUUCGUUCGGUAACGUCACCUGCGAGAGCGACGUGAAGGAUCCCGGUUGCAAGUUCCAAAUCAGCGUCGCUGAAGAUGGUACCGGUAGAUGGGCCUUGAGGAACUUAGUUAGAGGGUACUUCUUGGGCGCUUCUGCGGAUAAACUCACCUGCACGGCGAAGGUGCCGAGCGACGCGGAAUUCUGGAACGUCCAUCUGGCGGCCCGGCCGCAGAUGAACCUGCGCUCGGUGGGCAGGAAGCGCUUCGCCCAUCUGUCGGAGAACCUCGACGAGAUCUACGUGGACGCCAACGUGCCGUGGGGCGAGGACACGCUGUUCACGUUGGAGUUCCGGUCGGAGGAGAGCGGCAAGUACGCCGUACACACCUGCAACAACAAGUAUUUAUCCAUGAACGGCAAGCUGGUGGACGAGUGCUCGAAGGAUUGCUUGUUCACGGCGGAGUAUCACAGCGGGCAGCUGGCGUUGCGCGACCGCACCGGCCAGUAUUUGAGCCCCAUCGGGUCCAAGGCGGUGCUCAAGACGCGCUCGAAUACUGUCACCAAAGAUGAGCUCUUCUCGUUGGAGGAUUCGCUGCCCCAGGCUAGUUUUGUAGCUGCUUUGAACGCCAGAUUCGUCUCCGUCAAGCAAGGUGUGGACGUCACGGCUAAUCAAGAGGAAAUCUCCGAUCACGAAACCUUCCAAUUGGAAUUCGACUGGAGCACCAAGAGAUGGUACAUUCGCACCAUGCAGGACAGGUACUGGACCCUAGAGACCGGCGGCGGGAUCCAAGCGUGCGGUGAUAAAAGAUCGUCGAACGCUCUGUUCGAUUUAUCGUGGCAAAGCGACGGCUCGGUGGCGUUUAGAGCGAACAACGGCCGUUACGUCAUCACGAAGCGCUCCGGCCAUUUGUACGCAACUUCGGACACCGUCGACGACACCUGCAAGUACUAUUUCUACCUCGUCAACCGGCCCAUUCUGGUGCUCAAGUGCGAACAGGGCUUCGUCGGCUACAAGUCGCCCGCCAAUCCCAAGCUCGAAUGCAACAAGGCCGCCUACGAGUCGAUACAAGUCGAAAGGGGCGACAAGGGCGUCGUUUAUUUCAAAAAUCAUAAUGGGAAGUACUGGCACGCGGAUAGCGAGUGUAUUUCGGCGGAAUCGGACACGCCGGAGGGAUUCUACUUGGAGCUGAGAGAGCCGACGAGGCUGUGCAUCAAAACGGCGGCGGGGAAUUACCUGGUUGCUAACAAGAACGGGGGAUUCCGCGUCGGAGACGCCGCCUUGGCGGGGGCCACCCAGUGGGAGUACUAGGAUGUCGCGAAAAAGAGGAUGCGAUGACGUUGUUAUGUAUACGGGGUGUUGCGGUGUUUCGCCGACUUUUGCGUAGAACUCGAAGUAUGUCAUAUGUCAUAUGUCGGAAUAUUUAAAUUGUUCUGUGGAUGAUUUUAGUCGGUGAUGUACAUCGCGACAUUCUGUAUAUACGUGUAUUAAUUUUUUUUUUCAUUGAUUUUUUGUGCACGUUAUUUUUCUAAAGUUCUAUUUAUUUCGAAAAUGUAGAUGAUAGUUUUAAAUGAUUUAAGCUAGUUGUUUAGGGACGGUGUUUUUGUUUAUGUAUUUUGUUUUUUUCGAUGUGAUGUAACCGAAAUUGCGGUGUAAUUUAUAAGGAGAUUUUUCAACUGCCAAAACAACCAUAAAUGGCCUUCGUUUUCCUACGAUUUAUACCAAAACGACUCGUGUGUAAAUAAUUUUUUUACUGCUUAUCAAAAUGUAUCGGCGGGGCCUGUUUUGGUACCGUUCGGAACUCGAACUGAUGUAGUUUUGUAACCGUUUUUGCAAUUUGUAAUAUCUUUUUUUUCACGUAUUAUUAAUAAUUAUUAUUACAUGUAUUCGUCGACGAAAUUAGCGUAUUUACCAGUCGAAGCAUUUACUAAUUCUUAGGGUCAAAGUUGAAUAUACCGAUUAUUUUUUACAUAUCUUUAGACGUUAAGGCUUCUGUAAUUUUUUUUGUAUUUUUUUACGGCUUGUUUUCCUAGCGAACUCGUAUAUUUGAUAGUAUUUUGUAUGAUAAUCCCGAAAUUAUAAAAUACAUAAUUGUACGCAAUAA
Molecule: messenger RNA, 2618 nt
Organism: Phyllotreta striolata
Lineage: Eukaryota; Metazoa; Arthropoda; Insecta; Coleoptera; Chrysomelidae
Source: the annotation of a GenBank genome assembly